Molecule: messenger RNA, 5202 nt
Organism: Numida meleagris (helmeted guineafowl)
Lineage: Eukaryota; Metazoa; Chordata; Aves; Galliformes; Numididae
Gene: CALCR
Product: calcitonin receptor
Exons: 13
Coding region: 283-1692 (469 amino acids)
Biological process (GO): cell surface receptor signaling pathway; adenylate cyclase-activating G protein-coupled receptor signaling pathway; positive regulation of cytosolic calcium ion concentration
Cellular component (GO): plasma membrane; axon
Molecular function (GO): calcitonin receptor activity; amylin receptor activity
Source: RefSeq, a predicted model, not a curated record
GCGCUCUCCAUCCGCCCCGCACCGACGUCGGCGCGAAGCCGUCCUGGCGCCCGGGGGGAGGGAGGGAGAGCGCGUCGCGGGCGAGAGGAGGCAGAUGCUCGCAGAGGUACGGCUUCUCCGGAGGAGCUCGGCUCUUUGCUGAGCCGCAGCGGGACGCGGGGUGCCGAGGUGUCCGAGCAGCGAGGGCCGUCCGGGAGCCGGCAGCCGCGGAGCGAGCAGAGAGCGGCGGGAGCGCGGCCGCAAAGGAUCAGCUACAAGGUGCCUCUGCAGGAAGACUCCACAAUGAAAAAAACAACCCACUGUUGCUUCUUACUGAUUAUCCUUCUUAUUAGAAUGGUUCCAAGUCUUACUGCUACUGUAAAUUAUACUGAUCCUACCUUAGAGCCUGUAGUAACUGAAAAUUCAGUCAUACGACAGAAGAUAAUAGAUUCGCAGUUCAAAUGCUAUGAGAGGAUGAACAGAGCUCCUCCAUAUAGGAAAAAAGGUCUGUUCUGCAACCGGACAUGGGAUGGCUGGCUGUGCUGGGAUGACACACCUGCUGGCAGAAUCACUGCUCAGAACUGCCCAGAUUAUUUUCCAGACUUUGACCCAACUGAAAGAGCUUCAAAAUACUGUGAUGAAACUGGAAACUGGUUCCGCCAUCCUGAGAGCAACCGAACUUGGUCCAACUACACUCUGUGCAACUCUUUCACCUCUGAAAAAUUGAAGAUGGCGUUCAUACUUUAUUAUAUGGCGAUCGUUGGCCAUGCUUUGUCUAUUACAUCCCUGUUGAUUUCCUUGGCAAUUUUCUUCUAUUUCAAGAGCCUCAGCUGUCAAAGGAUAACACUGCAUAAGAAUUUGUUUUUUUCUUAUGUGCUGAACUCCAUGUUUACCAUUGCCCACCUCAUCAUCGUUGUGCCUAACCCAGGCCUUGUGAAAAGGGAUCCUGUAAGCUGCAAAGUGCUGCAGUUCUUCCACCAGUACAUGCUGGGCUGCAACUACUUCUGGAUGCUCUGUGAAGGCAUUUACCUGCACACACUGAUUGUGGUGGCUGUGUUUGCAGAGGAGCAGCGCUUGCACUGGUACUACCUCUUGGGCUGGGGGUUCCCUUUAGUGCCAGCAUCUAUUCAUGCAGCUGCAAGAGCCAAAUACUUCAAUGACAACUGCUGGAUGAGUGUUGACACUCACUUACUUUAUAUUGUUCAUGGACCUGUAAUGGCAGCUCUAUUGGUCAAUUUUUUCUUUUUGCUUAACAUUGUCCGAGUUUUGGUGACAAAGCUAAGAGAUACCCACCGUGCCGAGUCCAACAUGUAUAUGAAAGCUGUCAGAGCCACGCUAAUCCUGGUGCCCUUACUAGGAAUUCAGUUUGUUAUUAUACCCUGGAGACCAGAAAACCGACUUGCUGGAGAAAUAUAUGAUUACAUCAUGCAUAUAUUAAUGCAUUACCAGGGCUUGCUUGUGGCAACUAUAUUCUGCUUCUUCAAUGGUGAGGUACAAGGGGCUUUGAAGAGGCAAUGGACACAGUACAAAACCCAGUGGGGCCAAAGGCGUCGAGAGCACUGCUCCACUCGAUCUACCUCCUACACAGCAACAUCCAUCACAGAGGUCCCCAUCUACCUGUACCAUCAUGACUCCAACAACGAGCAGCUCAAUGGAAGAUACGUAGACGACUCUGAACUUGUUGCAUUGAAGUCUGGGGAGACAUCGGCCUAGCUGGGCAGCAGCUGCUGCAAACACACCAUUUCAUGUCCUGCUUGUGAACAAAGAAGGGAAAAGAGUGGGGAAUCCAAGUGGAAGAGAGCAAGACUGAGUGACUGGACGCAUGGCAUUCAAACCACAUCAUCCUCUGACAGCAGUGGCGCAGGGAAUCUGGCAUGGAGGAGGGAAUCGUAUUUUGUGCUUCUGAGCAUGGAUGUGCCUGCCAGGUCAUGUCCUUCCCACACCUCCCGUAUCAAGUGAUGAUCCAGCAGCAGCAGCAGUGCCAGGAGCACGCAGCAAAUAGGAAAGAAGGAACUGGUACCUGGCAACUGGAAACAUUCCGCACUUUUUGCUGUCAGUACUUUUCUUUAACAGCAGAUUUUGAGCUAUCAACUUUCACAUGAUGUAACUGGUCCUUUACUUUUCCCCAUUUAAGGAACUUGGUGACUUCUGAAGAGAUUUUGCAUGUUGUGUGACAAAUCAAGCAGAUGAACAGAAAAACUCAUUCCAAAGUUCUCACAUCUUGAUGAUUUCAAACAAAUACCCCAGUGUAUCAUCAUGCCAUUAGCAGGUGCAUAAAACAAAUGACAGUAAAGCUGUAGUUGUAUAUUGAGAUCUCAGACACCCUCAGAGGAGCCAACCAGCUCUCUAGGCUGCCUCUCACAAGUCCUGAAGGCAUCUGAAAAUAAUUUCUUUUCAUCAAUACAGGUAGUUCAAGAGCAUCUAUAGGAAAAAUUGUCACCUAGUUACUCAGCCCAGAAACUCAUUAUUAAGGCAUGAUUCUUUCAUUCUGAAUAAACUGUGAAAAUUGUUUGGAAAUUAUUAUUUUCUUUAAUAGCCACUCUAAGAUGAAUGCUAAACGAGUGGUUGCCUCUAAUAAAAUUCUGAUCAUAGCAGUAAAGGAUACCAGGUAAGAAAUAAGAAACUAAUGUCAUAGCACAGGAAACAUCUGUUUUAAGAAUCUGUUUGCUGUUCUGAGUCCCUUACCGUUGAAGGUGACAGUUUCAUGUAUGAGCCUGUCACCAGGAAAACAAGAUGAAUAUGCAGUUUGGGGAGUAAUGAGCACCUUUUAUCACAUAUUCAAAGCAUCAUUAGAGUCUCUGCGUGAUCACUGAGGCAGAAAUCAGGUCAGGGAGAAGCUGAUUUGUUAUUGUACUGUCGCUGCAGAACUUCUGCAAAUCACAAAAGAAAGACAAUAGGUGAAUUUCCCACAUAAAGCUAAAUGAAAAGAAUCUGAAAGCAGCAAAGCCAGUGCCAAGGAAGUUUAGCAAGACUGUGACUCUUCCAGCAUUUUAUCCAUAUAAGUUUAAUGAAUAUAGUACCAUUCCUUCUUGCAUCUUUGGCAAACGCUCCAGCAGAUCUCCCACUUCUUUGCCUUUUGUUUAGAUGUGCAUGGAAUAUUUCGAAGGCUAACAACUUCAAGGUACUCAUCACAAUCUUUAGCUUUGAAAGAAGUUGGAAAGUUAGUGGUACUCCUUUGUUUUCCCGACUAAUCAUUUACACCUGAUGCUUCCAGCCCAGCCCAUUCAGGAAGAUGUACAUGGUCAUGCAGAAGGCACUUGCUCAUCUAAAGUGUCUAAAUGCCAGCCGUGAGCUAGGUGCUGUAAAAAUGCUGCUCUAUAUGGCAGGUGAAUGGGAUGAGACAGCAUGCCAUCUCUUAAACGGCAGCUGUAUUCGUGUAGGAUUUCUUUCAUUAAUGUAAAAUUUCUUUUUCCUUCGCAUUCUUGCUGUGAUUCAAUCCAUAAUGUUCUUUCUGCUUAGCAUUGCAUAGGGUACUAAAAAUAUCACAGGUUAGAAUAGUCUUAAUUCCAUAUCUUGUCAGAUAGUAAAAGGAGAAAAGAAAAGCUGCAAUGACGUGGCUGAGCUCAGUGUACAUUCAUUUGUAGUUUUAGAGGUCUCAGACUUUCCCUCACUGACACAGCUAGACCUUUCAGUAUUCAUCUGCAGAUUUUAAGUGGCAAUCCACUGAACGUAUCCACCUGCAUGAGCUGCCCUCCCCCUGGCACAGAGCCUACCAGGAAGGAGCUUGAGGGGUAUGUGCAAGCCAGUGCUACGAACUGGAACCAUGUGCCCACCGCACACACAGGAGGAAAACCGGACCUUCCUCCCCGAUGCUGCAGCCGCUGAACAAGAGCAUGGGAACAAGCAGUAUGUGCAGUUCAUCACAUGGUUUAUCUCAUGGAACAGCUGCGAGAAAAUACAGCCCUGUAUAUUCAUUCAAGCCACACACUUCUUCAGACUUAAAGAAACAAAGGCAAUUAUUUUUUCAAGCAGAAUUCCAGGUGUUGCUGUUUCUGCUUAUAGCAGUGAACAGUGGGAAGCGGAGAAUGUAGUCACAAAGUGGCUCUGCUGUGAAUGCUGUGUUUCUGAAUGGUUUGAGGCACACCGUGUUUCCCAGGAGAGCUCCAGAAGGCAAUCUUAGUGUCUGAAGGCACAGAUGAGCUGAUCGUGAAAGAAACGUACAUAACACAGAGAGUUUAAUAGUGAUCAUGUACACAAAAGUACAAGCGGUUUUACAGUCUGUUGUUCAUGUGCAUGUAGAAAAUUGAAAUGCUUUCCCAUUAUACUGGUUGGGUGUUUUUGCUGUUUUUUUUGUUUGUUUUUUUUUCAUUUACCAGUCAUUUUUUUCUUGCUCUGUUCAGUAGAAUGCUCUGAAUUGCCAAAUUUAGGAUGUGGGUUUUAAGAUCUGGUUUUUAGCCUUGGGGUGGAAACACUGCAUGAUUAUGUCAGUCUUUGCGGCAGCGCUGGUUUCAGUGGAGUGACAGUGAUUUGCAGCCACUGCAGAUUUGGUGUUCCAUGCGCACUGAGCUUCCUGUUGGAAUCACCUGGGGUUUGCACUAAGGGCUGUAUUUUAAAGGUAAUUAGUUCAUAAUUUGAAAUCCAAAAUUUUUUUUCCCAAUGAAAAUGCAACUUUCUUCAUCUCAGAAAUAGCCAGAAAUGUUGUCACUGCACAUGUGAGGUAAAUUUCAUUUCUGUGCUUUACAAAAAGCACCACAUACUAAUGACGAUCAUAUUGGGAGCGCUGGUAUGGCCUGAAUAAUUACAGUGUCUUGGCAGCAGGGAGUCCUGUCACUAAUACCUUCACUGGAACAGCAGAAAUGAAUAAUUUAUGUAUUAAUGUAUCAGAACUUUGGAAGGGAGCAGUGCUUGGAUCAGUGGAUUUGAGGUAUAUUUUCAGAGAAAAGCGGCUUUACACUGGGCAACAAUGCUGUCUCUGUUUUCUCUCAGGCACCACACUCAACACACGAAAACUCAGUUUAGUGACCAUUUGUUCUGGAAGAAAGGUUUGUGCAGUUGUUCUGUUUGAACAACUGAAUCUAUCAGAAAGAUUGCUUAAAAAAUAUGGUUUAGCUGAAUUAAAAGAGCAGCAAAGGCAGGACAGUUUUCUCUCUGUAAGUUUGAAAGCAUUUCCACUGCAAAGUGCCGAUGUAUUUAUAACUUAGCAACAUAACUUUCUUCUAGGUUGAAACUAUCCACACCAAUCAGGUGAAUUUCGUCCUCCUUUCCCGAAUCCUCCUCUAUCGU